GAUUUUGGAGCGCUAUGUCCAAGAUCAGAUUCCUGGUGCGACGGUCGUGGUGGAAUCCAUUGGUGCGCGGAGGUUUGGGGAUGGGUACUCUGAAGAGGAUUACACCAAGUCUGACCUUAUGGUCUACGCAAUCGACCCGCAAACAAAUAGAGCUAUAAUGAGGAACGAACUUUUUAAGUUCCUGGAUGGCAAGCUGCUGGACAUCAAUAAAGAGUUUCAGCCAUACCUGGGGCAGGGGGGUCGCAUCCUGGAAAUCCGCACCCCAGACGUGGUAGCAAACGUCAAGAAGCAGGCGCAAGCUGUAGGCUACACGGAAGGGGCGUUACUUGCUCUGGCCGUCAUAAUCAUCCUUUGCUGUGUGCCAGCUAUUCUGAUCGUUAUGGUCAGCUACAGACAGCGACAGGCUGAAUGUGCAAAGACUGCAAGAAUCCAGAUGGCUUUACCAGCAGGCAAACCAGCAAGCACCGCUGCCAAUAACCUCUAUGAAGAGCUUGGCGACAGCACCAUGCGAGGAUAUGCACAGCACGAGCAACAGCAGUUGCUGAGACCUUCUCUUCUCAGACCAGAGGAGUUAAGUAUGGAGUCUGGAAUUGAUCCAGGGCAGGAGUACUAUGGACAAGAUUACUACAGUUAUGAGCAUGGGUAUGAACUGCCUCAGUACGGGAGCCGCCGCCGGUUGCUCUCUCCUUCGGGGAUGUACGAUGAGUAUGGGGAAGUUGUGGUGGAGAAUGACAGUGGCUACUACUACAGUCCACAUGGAUCGACAGCAGAAGAGGCGAUGAGUCAAGGCAGAGGUCCUUCAAGCAGAGUUAUAAGCCAGAGAGCAGGGGCUCAAAUAGAAAUCAGACCUUUAGGUGGUGGGAUGGAGUUAAGACAUGGUUCUGGAAGAGCAUAUAGGACCAGCCAGGGAAAAAGGAAACUAAAAGCAGUGAUGCAUGUAAGCCGCAUAGCAGUCAGUACUCACAAACCAGUAGGAAGAACUGAGUCUGCCCGUUCUCCGUGGAAGAAAGCAAAGAUAUUCCCCAUGAUUCUGCAGAAGGUGAAAGGCGGUAGGAAAGAUUCCAGUUAUGCCAAGUUGAUGUCAGCUUGCCAAGUGGACGGUGAGAAAAGCAUGAUUAUCAGGGGAAGUUACUUCCAGAAACCAACAGAUGACAGACCUUCAAUGAGAAAACUAAAUCAUGCAUUAAAACACAUCAGUGUCUUCAGAAAAUUUCAAGAGCCUAUCAGCAAAGAUUCAGUGCCUACAAGAGGAGAAGGAGAGGAAGAAUAUGGAAGAGAUGAAGCAAAAUCAGGAGUUUCAAUAAGUAUCACAGCAGAGAGUGAACAUGAGGGUAGUGAUUAUGAGGAGAAGAAAAAGAAGAGCAGAAGAUACACUUCAGAUGAAUCAUCUGUGAAGAGUAGUAGCUCUGACUUGGAGUCAGAAGACAAAGACUACUUGAAAAUAACUCUGGACCAAGAUGAAGCCACUGAAAGUACUGUGGACUCUGAUGAAGAAACUGGGCAUGAUUUCGGGGAUUCUGAUGAUGACUCUGGAUCCAGCUCUAGCAGUGAAUCAGAGGAGGACUUAUCUGAAGAGGAUGAUGACGAGGAUGACUCUGACAGUGAUGAAGAGGAUAGCCUGUCAAAGAGCUCAUCUAUGCGAAGUUCCUACAGCAAAUCAGGGACUAGCGAGUCCAGCAGUAGAAGCAGCACUGAAAGAUCCAGUAUAAAAAGUAGGGGAGGUAGUUCUUGUGGCAGAGUGAGGCGAUCCAGCCAGAAAUCAAAUAUUAGCUCUAAUGCAUCAGGUAGUGACAGGGACACAAGCUACAGGAAAACUUCAGGAUCCAACUAUAAGAGCAAAACAUCCCCUGCCAGCCUUGAAAUAGAAGAUACAAUAGAAGAGGUGUCAGAAGAAGAUGAACAAGCGGAUACGGAGCAAGCCAGCACAGGCCUUGAUGAGUUGGCAGGUAACUCAAAUAUGGCAGUUUCUGAAACAUCUGCCAAUGCAAAAACUGUUGCUUCUGAAGAAGACAAGAGAGGAAAAUCAGCUCUUAAUGGUGAGGAUAGCGUGAAUGAAAGCACAGAAGAGGUUGAUACAGAUGCUAGUGACAAGGAGGAAACCAUCAGUAAGAAUGAAUCUUCUUGCCUAGAAAGUGAAGUCAGUGUUACUUCCAAAGGUACUGAGGGGACAAAAAGCACAGCUAGCACCACUUCUGGUAAAACUGCUUCUUCCCCUGAUACUGAGACUCAAAGUUCUGGCAACAACAUGAAAAGAAAGAAAAUAAGAAAAAACAUGUCCCAGGAAAACAGUCAGUCUCAGUCAGACGAGCCCCUGGAUACUGCCAUUACAGAGUCAGAGACUACUGGUACCAGUGAUGUACAAGACAGGAAAGCAGAGUGGGCCAGAAAGAAAAGGAUCAAGUUGAUAGUUGACCCAGAGUAUGAGACCAGCUCCACUGGAGAAGACAGCGCUCCUGAUUCUAGCCAGAGGAAUCGUCUUAAUAACCCAAAUAUUCAAAACAACAUCAACGGUAACAUCUACAUUGCACAGAAUGGCUCUGUUGUCAGAACCCGUCGCAUUUGCCUUGGUAAUAAUUUAAAAGUCACAUCUCCAGUGAGGCUGGGGAAACAGUUCAAGAAACUGGACAAGCUUGCAGUGACACACGAGGAGAAUGUCCCACUGAACACAUUGUCAAAGCGACCAUCUUCUAGUGAUAAAAUGAACGCAAGACCUUGCAGUGUCUCAUUUGCUUCCUCUACUAUAGGGGCCGAAAAUACAGUAACAAAGCCAGGGGGCUCCAAAAAGAAAAGCACAGAAGAGCACGAAUCAGUAGUUGAUAACGAGGAUGUCAAAGAGCCCUUGGAGUUGCACAGUGAGCACACACAGUCAGACGAAGAGGAGCUCUGGAUGGGCCCUUGGAACAACCUUCACAUACCAAUGACAAAACUGUGAUUUUUAUUUUUUUUUUAAUUUUAAUUUUUACUUCAGUUUAUAAUAAACUGCGCUUUUUAUUGUCACUGAGGAAAAUGUAUGAAAUUUGUAUUGUGCACAUACGUUGUAUACUACAAACAACACACUUUAAAGUUGAAAAACAAAACUUGCACUCACAUUUGUACCAGUUGUCCUCUCCAACAACUAUUUUGACAGGCUCCUGUUUCACUAAACAACACUUCAUUUAAAGUAAUUAGAUUUUUUGGAUCUUGAGUUAUUGUUUAAUAAACAGUAAACUACUAAUAAAUGCACAGCAACAUUGGGUUAACUUUUCAGACAGUUCUAUACAUGCCUAGCUUGUUUUUCUGUAUGGUACUUGUGGCUAUACUGUUUAGAUUUGGAAAUUGUCUAUUUAUGUUCAAGAUUUAUAUCCAGAGCUCUUGAUUCUGAACUCAGAGUAAUAAAUUAAAAAUAAAUUCAUG
Molecule: messenger RNA, 3393 nt
Organism: Leptosomus discolor (cuckoo roller)
Lineage: Eukaryota; Metazoa; Chordata; Aves; Leptosomiformes; Leptosomidae
Source: RefSeq, a predicted model, not a curated record